Carassius gibelio (silver crucian carp) is the source of this 1312-nucleotide messenger RNA. RefSeq lists its product as uncharacterized. The record is from RefSeq and is a predicted model, not a curated record. Bases 212 to 988 code for a protein of 258 amino acids. NCBI's taxonomy places the organism in Eukaryota, Metazoa, Chordata, Actinopteri, Cypriniformes, Cyprinidae. The transcript is spliced from 2 exons.
UUAUAUAACGCGUGAAUAUAUCCUCUAUUGUAUUCUACAACAAAAACAAUCAGAGCGCCUCGCUAUCACUAGUUUUAUUUUGAUCUCCCGGGUCCGCUAUUAGCUUUUAGCCAGUUAGCAUCAGCAAGCGUGGUUGCUGCUAACUGCGCUUACAUUGCUAAUACUCUAUUCACACACAUUACCACUGCUGUACUCACUGUUACUUGCUUUAAUGGCGGAUGAAUGUCUCCACUCUGUGCAGCUCGAGCUCGAGGCCGUGGGGAAGCAGAUUCGCGACCUGGAACAGAGGCAGGCCCAGCUGAGAGAGCGGAGAGCCGCGCUGGAAUCAUCCCGGGCUGACGCUCACAAGUCCGGGGUAAGUAUACAGCGUGCUGUUAACAGUCCCACCACGUCUACUCCGUGUGUUUCUCUGCGCAGGCCCGGGGGACCCAGGACGCGAUCUUCCCAGAUGUCCUUCACUGCGACGCCGGGACACCACGGACCCUGGGUGCAUCCACAGCGGAGGACACGAGCUGGGUCCCGUGCGACGACUUCUCCCCCUCCUGCCUUCGAGAUCUCCAUCCAGAACCGCUUCGCUCCCCUCCGCGAGACAGGACGCGACGCUGUGAUCAUCGGAGACUCCAUCGUCCAACACGUAAGUGCUACGUUAGCUGAAGGUAAAGUGCACACUCAUUGUUUGCCUGGUGCUCGUGUUCUCGAUGUUUCUGCGCAGAUACCCGCGAUCCUGAAGGACGACGAGAGCCCCAGAGCGGUCAUGCUUCACGCCGGGGUUAACGACACCACGCUGCGGCAGACGGAGACGCUGAAGAGGGACUUCAGGAGCCUGAUCCAGACGGUUCGUAGCACGACGCCCGCGGCGACGAUCGUCGUGUCAGGACCACUGCCCACCUAUCGACGAGGACACGAAAGGUUCAGUAGACUUUUUGCUUUAAAUGAAUGGUUGUUGUCAUGGUGUAAAGAACAGAAAUCUUUUCUGGGAGCGUCCUAGACUGUUUCGCGCUGAUGGAUUACACCCCAGCAGAAUUGGAGCGGAGCUUUUCUCUGACAACAUCUCCAGGACACUUCGCUCCAUGUGACUAGAUUUACACAAGCUCCAGUCUGGAUCCAGAACACCUGAGAAGAGAUGAUGCUGACCCUCAGAGGACCUCAGAUGAUGCUGACCCUGAAUCAACAAACAGAACUAACAAUUAUUGCUAAAUGUGUGACUGAAUCAUAUAAUAACUUAAUUAAUAAUAUUGAUAGUUCAUCGUCUAGCUGACUACGUCUUGUAUUAUUAUUAUUAUUAUUUUUAUUUUUUCUAAAAUCCUGUCAA